GAGCCUGCCUUCCCCAUGCCUGUCCGGUUAGCGGGGAAUUCGCACGGCGCUAACUUCAGGCAGCGCCUCGUUCCUGGACGGAGAAGCACCUUUCUCAAAGUUCGCAUGUUUCCUUUUUCCAUAGAAAACCGAGAGGAUAUACUGAAUGCUAGUGACAAAUUAACAGAAGUCCUUGAAGAGGCCAACACUCUGUUUAAUGGAGUGUCCCGAGCAAGAGAAGCAGUCUUAGAUGCCCACUUUCUCGUUCUGGCUUCAGAUUUGGGCAAAGAGAAAGCAAAGCAGCUGCGCUCUGAUCUGAGCUCAUUUGAUAUGUUAAGAUACGUUGAAGCUCUACUGACAUAUAUGGGUAUAAAUCCACUAGAAGCUGAAGAAUUCAUCCGUGAUGGAGAUAGUUCUGAUUUGGAACUUAUAGUUUAUGACUCCUGGACAAUACCGGGAAAAACAGCAGAAAACACCUUUAAUAAAACCCAUACGUUCCACUUCCUGUUGGGUUCGAUACAAGGAGAGUUCCCUGUGCCAAAGCCCCGAAUUGAUCGUCCGAGAAGACCCCGUACAAUAGAAGAGCAGCGGGCAAUGCCUGCUCAGUUGAAAUGUAUGGAAGAAUCUCAUCAGGAAGCAACAGAAAAGGAAGUAGAAAGAAUCUUGGGAUUGUUGCAAACGUAUUUUCGAGAAGAUCCUGAUACUCCAAUGUCCUUUUUUGACUUCGUGGUUGAUCCACAUUCUUUUCCCCGUACAGUAGAAAACAUCUUCCAUGUCUCCUUCAUUAUACGGGAUGGUUUUGCAAGAAUAAGACUUGACCAAGACCGACUGCCAAUAAUAGAGCCUGUUAAUAUUAAUGAUGAAAGUGAAGGCAUCGAUCAUCAUACCCAAAUUAGGAAUCAAGGAAUUAUAGCUCUGAGUUACCGUGACUGGGAGGAGAUUGUGAAGACCUUUGAGAUUUCCGAGCCUGCAAUUGCUUUGGGACAGAGCCAGCAGAGGCUAAGUGCUUGAUGCCACUACAGGACUCCAUUGGAUCAUGUAAUCCCAAAAAGGAAGAAGCAUGUAUUGUACAUAUUGUAUGAUUAAGCAUUUUUAAAGAUAAGUUUUAGCAAAUUGUAGCUUUUGAUAGUUAAGAGGAUUGUUAUGAUUUGUCUUUGAUUAAAGGAGAUUCACUGCCAUAUAAAUAAUUGUAUACAACAAAUAAUUGUAGUUACUCAUUAUUUCUCUUCUUGGAGUUUUUCUAGUGUUGUCCUAUUAAAAGUUUUUCUUAGGUUGUCAGUCCUAUGGAUC
Molecule: messenger RNA, 1269 nt
Organism: Dipodomys ordii (Ord's kangaroo rat)
Lineage: Eukaryota; Metazoa; Chordata; Mammalia; Rodentia; Heteromyidae
Gene: Nsmce4a
Product: non-SMC element 4 homolog A (S. cerevisiae)
Exons: 10
Coding region: 16-990 (324 amino acids)
Biological process (GO): DNA repair
Cellular component (GO): Smc5-Smc6 complex; nucleus
Source: RefSeq, a predicted model, not a curated record